Mesorhabditis belari is the source of this 411-nucleotide messenger RNA. The record is from the annotation of a GenBank genome assembly. Lineage: Eukaryota; Metazoa; Nematoda; Chromadorea; Rhabditida; Rhabditidae.
AUGGCUGGAGGCAAAGGAAAGGCUGGAAAGGACUCUGGAAAAGCGAAAACCAAAGUGGUGUCUCGCUCAUUUCGCGCUGGACUGCAGUUCCCUGUCGGACGUAUCCAUCGAUUCCUCAAGCAAAAGACGACCAGCUCUGGGCGUGUUGGAGCCACCGCUGCUGUUUACAGUGCCGCCAUCCUCGAAUAUUUGACCGCUGAGGUGCUUGAGCUCGCCGGGAACGCAUCAAAGGACUUGAAAGUGAAGAGAAUCACUCCUCGUCAUUUGCAUUUGGCCAUCCGUGGAGAUGAAGAGUUGGACACUCUCAUCAAGGCCACCAUCGCCGGUGGAGGUGUGAUUCCACACAUCCAUCGCUACUUGAUGUCAAAGAAGGGACAACCCGCCGGUCAACCUGGACAGAAGCCAGCCCAA